Molecule: messenger RNA, 989 nt
Organism: Galdieria sulphuraria
Lineage: Eukaryota; Rhodophyta; Bangiophyceae; Galdieriales; Galdieriaceae
Exons: 5
Coding region: 335-943 (202 amino acids)
Biological process (GO): protein folding in endoplasmic reticulum
Cellular component (GO): membrane; EMC complex
Source: RefSeq, a predicted model, not a curated record
AUCUAUGGAUGACUGUGUUCUAUUGUUGUCUCAUUAAAGAUGCUAUUCAUGCAAGAAACUUAUUGUUCAUCAUUACUAGUCUUGAAUGAAGAAGAAUGAGCAUUUCUUUCUUGGUGGGUUAAGUUUGGAGAAAGAAAACCAUUUCUUGCUCGUAUUUCGAUUAAAAUAUGGAAGAGUUGGUUUUAAGUGGACAAAUACUCGUGGGGGUUUUCCUAUCGAUAACUUUGACUGCGUUUAUUACCGUAGCGAUGAGAGCUCCACUACUUUCUUUGUUCAAAACUCAUCCGACACCUUGUCUUUCUUCGCAUAAACUAUUUAUACGGAGUAGAUAAGAAUGGCGGCUAUCUUAAAGAGAAGUGUUUUGACAAGAACCAACGCUGCUUUCCUUCCUAAUGACCAAUUCUUAUGCCGCAAAAAACUCUUCAUAGACGAAACUCGAGGAUUAUUACAACAAGAUAAAGAACAUUUGAACAACGAUGUUCCAUCCAUUGAUAAGUUGACUUCCUUGAUGAAGCCUCAUCUACUCCGUACCAAAGUACUUGAAAAUAUAGCCAACGUAGGACCUCAAAUGGCGUUGGGAGCUUGGAUUAGAACGAUGUUUCAUGGUUAUGUGGUUUGUAGGUUACCAUUUUGGGUACCAGAACGAUUUCGUUCCAUGUUACAGUCGGGUAUUGAAAUGAUGGGAGAAUCGUUAGAUAUACGUUAUGUGAGUGGUCUCUCAUGGUAUAUUCUCAACAUUUUUGGUUUGCAAGGCUUUUUAUUUCUGUUGGAUGGAACAAGGGAAGUUGAAGAUAUGCAGUUUGGAUCUCUUCCUGAGGAGAUACCAGAAAUGCAAACCAAAAUGCUGAUGAAACAAGAAAAAGAACAAUGGAAAGGAAUGGAUUAUCAUUGGAAAUUGGAAAACAUCGAAGAAGAAUUGCUUGGAAAAGAUUCCAUAAAGUGACUUUAUUUUGUAAAAUAUCCCAUAAAAUAUAUCCAGUUUUUUCUCU